AUGUCAGAUCUACCCGAAGGCUCUCCACCCCUUGAAACGACGAUUGAGGCGCUCCUUAUACUGGAGCAGCGUCUCUUCAUUCUCGACAAGCGCUGGAUGCGCUACAUGGAUCCCCAAACCAUGAGAGCCGGCACUAUCGGCCAUAUCUUCGAAGCCAUAGGCAAAAAAGUCAUGGCCAAAGAUCUUGAAGACAUGAAGAAGGAAUUCAAACACCUCGAAGAGAACAUCCCAACAACGGUCGAGCAUUAUAGAAAUAUGCUUAUGUCGGGAUCUAGGCAGAAUCUAGCGGCAGCUUCAAAGAGAGCGGAGAGAGAUUGGACGGACUCUCUGGAGAGAAAUCAUUGGCAGGAGUUGAAUGACAUUGAGGAGCGUCUAGGGGUGCUGGGGGACAUAUUUCAGCGCGUAAGCCAUGAAGCCACUGUCACUAUGGAAAUCUCAAUCGAUGUCUGA
Messenger RNA from Plenodomus lingam JN3, 450 nucleotides. RefSeq lists its product as uncharacterized. The record is from RefSeq and is a predicted model, not a curated record. NCBI's taxonomy places the organism in Eukaryota, Fungi, Ascomycota, Dothideomycetes, Pleosporales, Leptosphaeriaceae.